GCUAGAUAUGCUGCAUUUGGCUUCAAUGCUAUCGUUGUAGAUGGCCAUAAUUUUGAGGAGCUUAUCAAUGCUUUGGAAACAGCGAGAAACACCAAAGACAAGCCGACCGCCAUCAUUGCAAAAACAUUCAAGGGACAAGGUAUCGAAGGUGUUGCUGACCAGUUAGACUGGCAUGGAAAACCAGUUCCUCUAGAUAAAGUUAAUGCAAUCAAAGCUCGUUUGCAUGGGAGCCAGAAAGGUAAAUUAGUUGCUAAGAAGCCAACUGAUGAUGCACCAAAAGUCGAUUUGCACAUUGGCUCUAUAAAAAUGGCUCCUCCUGAAUACAAGAAGGGCGAUAAAGUGGCUACAAGAGCUGCUUAUGGUACUGCUUUGGCUAAACUUGGCGAUGUUAAUCCUCGUGUUAUUGGCUUGGAUGGAGAUACAAAGAAUUCUACUUACUCUGAGAAGCUUCUUAAGAAACAUCCUGACCAAUUCAUUGAAUGCUUUAUUGCUGAGCAGAACCUCGUUGGCGUAGCAGUUGGUGCUCAAUGUAGGGAUAGAACGAUUCCUUUCACGAGCACAUUUGCUGCGUUCUUCACCCGAGCUUGCGACCAAAUUCGUAUGGCUGCUGUUUCCUUUGCAAACCUGAAAUGUGCUGGUUCACAUGUUGGCGUCUCAAUCGGUGAAGAUGGUCCGAGUCAAAUGGCUCUUGAGGAUUUGGCUUUGUUCCGAGCUGUUCCUGGAUCCACCGUAUUCUAUCCCACGGACGCAGUAUCGGCUGAAAGAGCUACGGAACUUGCAGCUAAUAUCAAAGGAAUUGUCUUCAUUCGUACUGGCCGUCCUGCUCUUCCUGUGCUUUACGAUAAUAACGAACCAUUUGCAGUUGGAAAGGCUAAGGCAUGCUUUUACAAUGAUCUGUGUCCGAUAGUGAAAAUGUCGCCUAAUGAUAAAAUUACUUUGAUUGGUGCUGGCGUCACAAUAUACGAGAUCAUGAAGGCUGCUGAUGAGCUGGAAAAACAGGGUGUGCAUUGUUGCAUUAUCGAUCCUUUCACUAUCAAGCCCUUGGAUGAGGCCACCAUUGUUGAACAUGCUAAGCGAACAGGUGGUAAAAUUAUCACUGUGGAGGACCACUACCCAGCCGGAGGAAUAGGAGAAGCAGUAUCUGCAUGUGUUUCUGAUCACGGGAUCCGCGUUCACUCGCUAUGCGUGCAAGACGUUCCUCGCUCCGGAAAGCCUGAGGAGCUUAUUGACCUAUUUGGCAUUUCUGCUCGUCACAUUGUUGAAGCAGUUAAAAAAUUCUGA
Molecule: messenger RNA, 1281 nt
Organism: Strongylus vulgaris
Lineage: Eukaryota; Metazoa; Nematoda; Chromadorea; Rhabditida; Strongylidae
Source: the annotation of a GenBank genome assembly